This is a messenger RNA of Aspergillus heteromorphus CBS 117.55, 2058 nucleotides long. Its product is annotated as crossover junction endonuclease MUS81. Gene Ontology annotation, biological process: mitotic intra-S DNA damage checkpoint signaling; resolution of meiotic recombination intermediates; double-strand break repair via break-induced replication. Gene Ontology annotation, cellular component: nucleus; Holliday junction resolvase complex. The coding region runs from base 325 to 2058 and encodes 577 amino acids. Gene Ontology annotation, molecular function: crossover junction DNA endonuclease activity; DNA binding; 3'-flap endonuclease activity. NCBI's taxonomy places the organism in Eukaryota, Fungi, Ascomycota, Eurotiomycetes, Eurotiales, Aspergillaceae. The transcript has 4 exons. The record is from RefSeq and is a predicted model, not a curated record.
UCCCACUUGCCUCAAGAUGCGAUCUUGCCAGGAUCAGACUCAUCUGGAAAUCUCCACUUGCUCAUCUUUACAUUACGGCACACAACCUGUUCUCCUCAUCGCUGUGGUCGUCACCCACCCUCUACGAGAGAGUCGAUCAACGGACCAAUCAUAACCCGCAUAGUCUAUUACCGCCACCCGAAGAGGAAAUACGCGUCGCCGCGUUCCAGACCGCAUCCAAACUUCUCACGAAUGGCCCUCGGCCCUAGUGGUAGUGGGAACUGGAAUCCAACCAACCCAUCUGAUAUAGUGAAGUGCUGAAAUGAACACGCGUGGCGCGACACCAUGAGCGACACCUGCGCGAAUCCCCUGCUGCUGGGGUGGAUUCAGGAAUGGCUGGACCAGGCUCGCGAGCGCAACAGCAAAGGGGUCAUAGUAUACAAAAAGGCAUACGAGUCCAUGAAAGCCUGUCCGCUGGUCUUUCACCAUCCCUCGGAGGCUCAGCAGCUGAACGGACUGGGUCCGAAACUAUGCGACCGGCUGACGGAGAAAUUGAAGGCGUACUGUGAGGAAAAUGGGCUGCCUAUGCCCGAGCAUCCUCAGAAAUCAAGCAGCAAACGCGUCUCGGAAGACGGCACGACGGAGGCUCAGCCAGCAAAGAAGCCCCGCAAGGCAAGACCGUACGUGCCGACACUGCGAUCCGGCCCGUAUGCAUUGAUCCUCGCCUUGGCGACUCUGGACGAGAACUCGUCGCAGGGCCUGACCAAAGCGCAGCUGGUCGAGAAGGCCCAGCCGAAUUGCGACAGCUCGUUCACGGCCCCGAGUGAUCCCUCCAAGUUUCAUACGGCUUGGAGCUCCAUGAAGACCUUGCUGCAGAAGGAGAUUGUCUAUGAUUUCGGCCGCCCGUUAAAGAAGUAUGCCCUUACGGAGGAGGGGUGGGAGGUGGCGAAGCGGAUGAAAAAGGCUGCCCCGACCUCGGGUCAGGGCACGUUGGCCUUUGCAGAGCAAUCGGUCGCAAACACCUGCGAUGAGCCAUCAACCAACACAACCGGACCCUCAUCCACCAUCCCAGACCCUCUCCCCCGCCCCAUCCACGACAGCGACCCCGGCCCCGUCGACCCCAUCCUCAUCCCCCCCGACAGCUUCACCGUGCAGCUCGUCCUCGACAUCCGGGAAGUCCGCUCCUCCAAAGACCGGGACUACAUCUCCAAUGAGCUCAGCAAGAAGGGGGUAUCACUGGACGUCCGGGCCCUCGAACUCGGCGACGCGAUGUGGGUAGCCAAAUUCCACGACCCGAAGUUCCUGUCGCAGUACGGCGAAGAAGGAGACGAGAUGAUGCUGGACUGGAUCGUCGAGCGCAAGCGGCUGGACGAUCUGAUCGGCUCGAUGAAAGACGGGCGCUUCCACGAGCAGAAAUUCCGGCUCCGACGCUCGGGCAUCAAGCACGUUAUCUACCUGAUCGAGGAAUUCACCGUCACGCAGGACGUCACGAAUGGUGCAAAGUACAAUGAGAUGGUCGCUUCCGCUAUCGGCUCGACUCAGGUUGUGAAUGGGUAUUUCGUCAAACGCACGAAGAAUCUAGAUGACUCUAUCCGGUAUCUGGCUAGAAUGACCUUCCUCCUCCAGCGCAUGUUCUCUCCUCCCUCCUCAUCAUCAUCCUCACAAGGCCCAGAUACAUCAACCCCACACCCCCUCUACCUCCUCCAAACCCACCACCUCACAUCCUCCACUUCCUACCUCAGCACCCUCGACACUCUGCGCUCCACCUCCCCCACCACACCAACCUACGCAGUAACAGUCCCCACCUUCUCAGCACUAACCUCCAAAUCCGACGUCCUGACCCUCCGAGACAUCUUCCUGAAAAUGCUCCUCUGCAUCCGCGGCGUCACCGGCGAGAAAGCCCUCGAGAUCCAGCGCCGCUGGCCCACCCCGCAGGCAUUUCUGCGCGCCUUUGAGGAGGUGUCCCCCGCUGAGAGGGGGGAUCUGGUGGCGGACCGCAUGCAGAGUCUUGUCGGGAGGAAGAAGAUUGCGAAGGUGUUGAGUCGCAAGAUUGCGGAGGUUUGGGGGGUGGGGGGGUAA